Molecule: messenger RNA, 732 nt
Organism: Sclerotinia borealis F-4128
Lineage: Eukaryota; Fungi; Ascomycota; Leotiomycetes; Helotiales; Sclerotiniaceae
Source: the annotation of a GenBank genome assembly
AUGUUUAUCAAAUCUCUCCUUUCCAGCCUCUUGCUGAGCUCCACCAUCGUCGGAGCAGCAUCAAUUCCACGAACCUUAGACAGUUCCAAGCUCAUUCUCUUGGGCCUAAAUGGCCGAACAGAGGUUGUCGACAAGGCCGGAUUCUGGGCACACCACCAUGCCAACAAUACCCAAGCACCUGGCCGUCUUCCAGCGUACAAUGAAACCUCAAACUUCAACCGAUCAUCCCCGGUGUCCAAACGUGAUUGCAAGUCUCACUCCGUCAUCACUGAAAACCCCGACACGACCUUUGUGAACUGGGAUGUCGCCAUGUCCUCGGUCGUUAAAGCGGGAGAAACUACUUCCACUGUCGCUGUCACCGAAGGAUAUACGAUCGCAAACUCUCUCGCCGUCUCUGCUACUGCGGCUGCAACACUUGUCAAAGAUUUCCUCACCGUCACUUAUGGUAUUACCUAUACAGAAUCGUGGACUUCGACCUUUACCGCUGCCUAUACAUACACAGUCCCUGCCGGAAAAUAUGCAGUUGUAGUUUCAAAUCCUUAUACCACGAGAAAAUCUGGUCAUGUUGAUAUUGGAUGCAUUGGUACGGCGACGGAGACAGCUACCUAUCAAGCUGAUAGCUAUCAAAGUAAGGCUUUUGGAGGAUUAAGCUGGGUUCUUGGCACGAUCAGUCUUUGCACUGGAGACAGCUACCCAGUUCACGCCUGCGUUGGCAGUGAUCUUCUCUAUUAG